UGCGUCCCGCUUCCACUCGCUGGGAGCUGGCGCGGGCCACUCCGCGGUGGUGCGGCAGACCUGUCCGGACUCCACCGCGCCUCCCAGGGGCUCCGACACCAACCCAAGAUUCAUGGUCAUUUGUUCCCAUGGUUUCACGGCACAAUGAGGCACACUGGCUCUUGGAAACUGUGGACCUGGGUGGCAAUGUUCCUGCUUCCUGCUUUCACUUGUGUGACGGUCAGGGACAAGUCAGAAAGUACCUGCCCGAUACUGAGGAUGGAGGGAUAUCAAGAUGACAGAAGCAAACUUCAGGUUUCAGGCUUUGAUCUGGGAGAGAGUUUUGCUCUGAGGCGUGCAUUUUGCGAAGGUGAUAAAACCUGUUUCAAGUUGGGAAGUGCCCUUCUUCUCAGAGACACUGGUAAGAUAUUUCCCAAAGGCCUUCCUGAGGAGUACUCUGUAGCAGUCAUGUUUCGAGUACGGAGAAGCACCAAGAAGGAGCGGUGGUUUUUAUGGCGGAUUUUAAACCAGCAGAAUAUGCCACAGAUUUCUAUAGUGAUUGACGGCACAAAGAAGGUGAUAGAAUUUAUAUUCCGUGGUGCUGAGGGGGAUCUGUUGAACUACGUUUUUAAGAAUCGAGAACUCCGCCCUCUCUUCGAUCGUCAGUGGCAUAAACUUGGCAUUGGUGUGCAAUCCCGAGUCCUUUCUCUCUAUAUGGAUUGUAAUCUAAUUGCAAGUCGGCACACGGAAGAGAAGGACUCUGUGGAUUUUCAUGGGAAGACAGUUAUUGCCGCGCGAGCUUCAGAUGGCAAGCCUGUGGACAUUGAACUUCACCGGCUCAUAAUCUCCUGCAAUGCAGACUUCCUAGCUAAGGAAUCAUGCUGUGACCUAGCAGCUACUAAGUGCCCUGAGCAAGACAACCUUGGAAGUACCACUCCAUCAUGGGUGACCACUCACACUGGUGAAAUGUCUUUAUAUCUGCCGGGAAAGCAGGAAAUUAAAGACCCAUGCCAGUGCAUUCCAAUCAAGGGUGAAAAUGGCAUCCAUGGUUUUCCAGGCUUACUUGGUCAAAAGGGAGAACAAGGACUUGAAGGCACCAAAGGAGAAACUGGUGAAAAGGGUUUGAAAGGUGACUUGGGUCCUCAAGGUCCACCUGGCCCAAAAGGAGAAAAGGGUGAUAUGGGACCUCCAGGGCCACCAGCCUCAACUGCUUCCAUAGGGAUCCAAGGCCCCCAAGGUCCACCUGGAAAAGAAGGUCAAAGGGGAAGACGAGGGAAGACAGGACCUCCAGGAAACCCAGGCCCUCCAGGACCACCAGGACCUCCUGGGCUGCAAGGACUACAGCAGACUUUUGGCAGCUACGUCAAUAAGGGAACUGGUGAACACGAAGCUGGUGGCCCAAAAGGAGAAAAGGGUGACUCUGGGAUGCCAGGAUUUCCAGGGUCUGUUGGCCCUAAAGGACAGAAAGGAGAACCCGGGGAGCCUUUAACCAGAGGUGAAAAGGGAGAUAGAGGAGAGCCCGGCCUUUUAGGACCACAGGGAAUGAAGGGGGAACCUGGAGAUGCUGGUCCCCCUGGUCUAACAGGGAGCCCAGGGCUAAAGGGUCAGCAAGGACCUGCAGGUUCCAUGGGGCCCAGAGGACCACCAGGAGAUGUUGGAUUGCCAGGAGAACAUGGUAUCCCAGGGAUAAAAGGCAUUAAAGGAGAGAAGGGAGAUGCAGGUGGAAGGCUAGGCCCUCCUGGACUUCCAGGUCCAAAGGGUGAUGCUGGGCCUCCAGGGAAAAGCCUGCCAGGGAAACCAGGAUUAGAUGGAAAUCCUGGUGCACCUGGCCCACGUGGGCCAAAGGGGGAAAGAGGACUACCAGGUAUCCAUGGCUCCCCUGGGGACACAGGCCCACCAGGGGUAGGAAUCCCUGGCAGGACGGGCUUCCAAGGACCCGCCGGAGAGCCAGGUAUUCAGGGUCCUCGAGGUCUGCCUGGAUUGCCAGGAACUCCAGGGACCCCAGGGAAUGAUGGACCUCCAGGGAGAGACGGGAAGCCAGGCCUUCCAGGCCCCCCAGGUGACCCGAUUGCACUUCCUCUCUUGGGAGACAUUGGCGCCUUGCUGAAGAACUUCUGUGGCAACUGUCCAGCCAGUGUUCCCGGGCUGAAGAGCAACAAAGGGGAUGAAGGAGGUACUGGGGAACCUGGAAGAUACGAUUCAGCAGCCAGGAAGGGGGAUGCAGGACCACGGGGUCCUCCAGGAGUCCCAGGCAGAGAGGGGCCAAAGGGAAGCAAAGGAGAGCGGGGCUACCCUGGAGUGCAUGGGGAGAAAGGCGAUGAGGGUCUUCAAGGAAUCCCUGGCCUCUCAGGAGCUCCUGGCCCAACUGGACCUCCUGGCUUAACAGGAAGAACUGGACACCCCGGUCCCACUGGAGCCAAAGGUGACAAGGGCAGCGAGGGGCCACCUGGGAAACCUGGACCUCCUGGACCCCCUGGUGUCCCACUCAAUGAAGGAAACGGCAUGAGCAGUUUGUACAAAAUCCAGGGAGGAAUGAAUGUUCCCAGUUACCCAGGACCCCCGGGACCCCCUGGCCCAAAAGGUGAUCCCGGCCCAGUGGGAGAGCCUGGUGCGAUGGGCUUGCCAGGACUGGAAGGAUUUCCUGGUGUAAAGGGAGACCGAGGCCCAGCAGGUCCCCCAGGAAUAGCCGGCAUGUCGGGGAAACCUGGUGCCCCAGGCCCUCCAGGAGUACCAGGGGAGCCGGGUGAGAGAGGGCCUGUUGGAGAUACAGGUUUUCCUGGACCAGAGGGACCAGAGGGGAGACCAGGCAUAAAUGGAAAAGAUGGAUUACCAGGUGCUCAGGGCAUCAUGGGUAAACCUGGAGACAGAGGCCCCAAAGGAGAGCGCGGUGAUCAGGGAAUUCCAGGAGACAGAGGCCCACAAGGUGAACGUGGCAAACCAGGCCUUAUGGGCAUGAAAGGGGCUAUAGGUCCUGUGGGGCCCCCAGGAAGCAAGGGCUCAAUAGGAUCACCUGGCCACCAGGGCCCUCCCGGCUCUCCAGGCAUCCCCGGCAUGCCGGCUGAUGCUGUUUCGUUUGAAGAAAUCAAAAAGUACAUUAAUCAAGAGGUCCUACGGAUUUUUGAAGAGAGAAUGGCUGUGUUUCUGUCCCAACUUAAGCUGCCAGCAGCAAUGCUGUCCGCUCAAGCUCAAGGGAGGCCUGGCCCACCGGGGAAGGAUGGGUUACCUGGGCCCCCGGGAGACCCCGGGCCCCAAGGCUACCGAGGACAGAAGGGGGAAAGAGGAGAACCUGGGAUUGGGCUGCCAGGGAGUCCAGGCCUUCCUGGAUCUUCAGCAGGUUUGCCAGGUUCACCAGGGGCCCCAGGGCCUCAAGGACCCCCAGGCCCCAGUGGAAGGUGUAAUCCAGAAGACUGCCUCUAUCCUAUGACUUCUGCCCAGCAGAAGGCAGGUGGAAAAUGAACACUACAGAGAAGACUCGUUCCUGGUGAGAUCGCCGUGCCAUUGGAGCC
Microtus oregoni (creeping vole) is the source of this 3485-nucleotide messenger RNA. RefSeq names its product collagen type XIX alpha 1 chain (gene Col19a1). The coding region runs from base 145 to 3435 and encodes 1096 amino acids. The transcript is spliced from 49 exons. Lineage: Eukaryota; Metazoa; Chordata; Mammalia; Rodentia; Cricetidae. The record is from RefSeq and is a predicted model, not a curated record.